Molecule: messenger RNA, 1404 nt
Organism: Carassius carassius (crucian carp)
Lineage: Eukaryota; Metazoa; Chordata; Actinopteri; Cypriniformes; Cyprinidae
Product: beta-1,3-galactosyltransferase 1-like
Exons: 2
Coding region: 135-1181 (348 amino acids)
Cellular component (GO): membrane
Molecular function (GO): N-acetyl-beta-D-glucosaminide beta-(1,3)-galactosyltransferase activity
Source: RefSeq, a predicted model, not a curated record
UUUUUUUUUAGAGAAACUGGUGUUUCUGGUGUAACGCUUCUCUGGUCAAAUAGUAAAUGAGUCAGCUUAGUGUGUUGACGAGAAGGAAAUGCAAGCUUCAGUAUCGCAGCUAAAGUUGUGUCCUAUCAAGACAGAUGUCCUAUACCAAGACUGUCUUGUUUUUACUCCUGGUUCCAGGAACUUAUUUACUAUUGUAUCUCUCUUAUUCAUAUAUGACAUUAGGGCAAUAUAAGAAAGAACCACAAAGGUACCCUCUUCCAAAACGACAAAACACAACAGCACCAAAUAAGGAUCCUGUAACCGAAGAACCAGAAAUAGACCAGGAAGUCCAGGAAGAUCCGGGGUUGUACCAUGUGGCCUACCCCCGCAAAUAUAAAUUUAUCAUUGACCAACCAAAGAUAUGUGAAGAGCAGAAGCCCUUCGUGGUGAUUAUUGUCCCAGUGCCUCCUUGGGACACUGAGGCACGCAGUGGCAUCAGGAGGACGUGGGGUGGAGAAAAGCUCAUUGGGGACAAAGUGGUUCUGGUGCUGUUUAUUAUUGGCUUACAUAAUGGAAAUGAUCAAGAAACGUUGCAGGAGAAACUCCGGAAUGAGAGCGAGCAGUACCAAGACCUCCUCCAGAGCAACUUCCUGGAUUCCUACAAAAACCUGACCAUUAAAACCAUGAUGAUGAUGGAGUGGCUCAGCAGGAGUUGUCAACAGGCAUCCUUUGCUGUGAAAGUGGACGCUGACGUGCUCGUUAACAUAAACAAUCUAAUAAAUAUGCUUGUGAGUCUGAACCCCGUACCAGCCAACUAUAUGACCGGGCUGGUGUGGUACGGAAACGUUGUCAUUCGAAAUCCGUUAAACAAGUUUUAUCUCCCCUAUGACGUAUACCCCAAAGACACAUAUCCGCCGUAUCCUCUAGGCAUGUGCUACAUAAUUUCUCUGGACCUGCCACAGAAAUUUAUUCAGGAAUCUAAGCACAUUAAGGCCAUAUUUAUAGAGGAUGCAUAUCUUGGCUUGUGUUUGGAGCGUAUGGGUAUCUUCCCAUCUCAGCCGCCACAUAUAGAACAGUUUGUGGUGAACCCACCGCAGUACAAUCGCUGUCACUAUUCUGGACUGAUAGCUAUACUUACGGGCAACACAAAUCAGAUGGCGUCUUACUGGACAGAUAUUCAUUCAACCAGCAAUCCAUGCUAAGGUGGAAACUUCCAGGCUAAUAGGACAUACUGCAAUAUUUUGUGUACGACGAAGACAUUUUUUUUAUAUUAUUAUUUCUUUUUUACAUUAAUGGUUCGCUUUAUAUAAAUAUACAUUUUGUGUGUUGUGUGAGCAACAUACAGUAUCCUCAGGAACAUAGACCUAUGUUUUACAUGUAAAAACAUGUAUGUAUUUUUUGUUAUAUAAAGUUUAAGACAUGUUA